Molecule: messenger RNA, 831 nt
Organism: Salvia hispanica
Lineage: Eukaryota; Viridiplantae; Streptophyta; Magnoliopsida; Lamiales; Lamiaceae
Product: NAC domain-containing protein 90-like
Biological process (GO): regulation of DNA-templated transcription
Molecular function (GO): DNA binding
Source: RefSeq, a predicted model, not a curated record
AUGGAUGAUGAAGAAGUGGUUGUAGGUUUUAGGUUCUAUCCCACUGAGGAAGAGCUGCUCUCUUAUUAUCUCCCAAAGAAGCUGAAUGGCCCCACACCGGCUAUUGAUAGGGUUAUACCAAUCCUCCCUAUCUACGACUACAACCCUUGGGAGCUACCACAAUUUGCUGGAGAAGUGUGUCGUGGCGACGGAGAUCAGUGGUUCUUCUUCACCGCGAUGCAAGAAAGGGAAGCCCGCGGAGGAAGACCUAAUCGCCUAACCGAGACUGGAUACUGGAAAGCUACUGGCUCUCCUUGUGAUGUUUAUACUUGUCAAAAUAUCCGAAUUGGAAGGAAAAAAACCAUGGUAUUUUACGAGGGCCGAGCUCCCCACGGGUCUAAAACUAGCUGGAAAAUGAACGAGUAUAAACUCUAUGAUCAAUCUUCUGCUGCUGCUAUUCCUCAGCUGAAGGAAGAGCUCAGUUUGUGCCGAAUUUACAAGAGAUCCAAAUUUCCGAGGGCGUUUGAUAGGCGGCCGGUGGCGUUGCACCACCACCAUCGAAGUAGUGAUGAGGUUGUGAUGACAACUGAUGAUCAGCAGAAUUCAGGUGUGGAAAAUGAAGUUGAUUUGGAUAUGGCAACCGAAAUUGAACCCUUAGAAGAUUGGGAAAUAGGCAUGUGGCUUAACUACUUUGGCAUAUGAAAGAUCUGGCAAAAGAGAUUAACUUCUAAUAUUGUGAUAUACUUAGUACUAGCAGAAUCUUACAUAUUUAGCAGUAACAUUAUUUAUAAGCAACGCGGUUAAUUAAUGUUCUUGCGAAGAACAAAUUAGGUGGUUGGGGAUUGCUCUACU